AUGGCGGCGAAGCCCGUGCGCGAGUACUUUGGCAAGCAGCUCCUGGCCAAGUACCUCGGCGAGGCGUCCGGCGGCGAGUUCGAGUUCGAGGGGCGCGGCAUGCUCGUGAAGAGCGGCGCGUCGGACCCGGCGAGCCCGUCGUCCUGGGCCGCGCUGCUCGCGGCGCACCCCUGGGCCAGGGACGCGCGGCUGGUGGCGAAGCCCGACCAGCUCAUCAAGCGGCGCGGCAAGGCGGGCCUGCUCGCGAUCGACAAGAGCUUCGACGAGUGCCGGGCCUGGGUCGACGCGCGCAUGAACGCGACCAUCGACGUCGAGGGCGUCGAGGGCGUGCUCCACACGUUCCUCGUCGAGCCGUUCGUGCCGCACGCGCAGGCCGACGAGUACUACGUCUGCGUCGUCUCGAACCGCGAGGGCGAGGAGCUCCUCUUCUGCAAGGACGGCGGCGUCGACGUGGGGGACGUCGACGCCAAGGCGAAGCGGCUCCAGGUGCCCCUGGGCGAGAGCGCGGCGCCGGACGCGCUCGCGGCGGCGCUCCUCGACGGCGUCCCGGAGGCGCGGAAGCCCAAGCUCGCGCGGUUCCUCGCGACGCUGCUCGGCGUGUACCGCCAGCUCCACUUCGUCUACAUGGAGAUCAACCCCAUCGUCUUCGAGGAGGGCGGCAAGAUCACGCCGCUGGACCUCGCGGCCAAGCUCGACGAGACGGCCGCGUUCCUCGUGCAGAACAAGUGGGGCCCCGGCGUCGACUUCCCCGCGCCCUUCGGCCGCGCCGAGUUCCCCGAGGAGGCCUACAUCCGGUCCAUGGACGCGAAGACGGGCGCGUCGCUGAAGCUGACGAUCCUCAACGUCGCGGGCCGCGUCUGGACCAUGGUCGCCGGCGGCGGCGCGUCCGUCGUCUACGCGGACACGAUCUGCGACCUCGGCUUCGCCCACGAGCUCGCCAACUACGGCGAGUACUCGGGGGCGCCCAACGACGAGCAGACCUACAACUACGCGCGGACGAUCCUGGGGCUGAUGACGCGGACGCGCCGCGACGACGGCAAGGUGCUGAUCGUCGGCGGCGGCAUCGCGAACUUCACGGACGUCGCGGCGACGUUCCGCGGGCUCAUCAAGGCGUUGCGGGCCUUCAAGGACGAGCUCAAGGCCGGGGGCGUCAAGAUCUACGUCCGCCGCGCGGGGCCCAACUACCAGGAAGGUCUACGCAUGAUGCUCCGGCUCCGCGACGAGACGGGCCUCCACGUGCGCGUCUUCGGCCCCGAGCAGGACGCCGUCGCGCCCUGCGCCAUCGCCCUCGGGCUCAAAGCCGAGGACUCGCUGCCGGACUUCGAUCCGGACGCGGAGAGCAAGGUCGCGACCGUCGCGGACGCGGCGCCGGCCGACGCGACGAUCCUCAAGCGGUCCUUCUCGUCCGGGAGCCUCACCCAGUUCGACGCGACGUUGAGCUCCAUGGCCAGCGUCCAGUUCACGGCGGAGACGCGCUGCCUCGUCUACGGCCUCCAGCAGCGCGCCGUGCCGAAAUCAACCACCGGUCGGGUUAUUCCAGCCAAACUUCAAACCUCUCUAGCUCGGCAGCGCGCGGUCCAGGGCAUGCUCGACUUCGACUUCAUGUGCAAGCGCAAGAAGCCGAGCGUCGCCGCCAUGGUCUACCCGUUCCAGGGGAACCACUACGUCAAGUUCUACUGGGGCACGGAGGAGACCUUGGUGCCCGUCUACACGUCCAUCGCGGAGGCCGCGUCGAAGCACGGCGACGCGAGCUGCCUCGUCAACUUCGCGUCGUACCGGUCCGUCUACGACACGUGCAUGGAGACCUUCAAGCUGAGCGCCCAGAUCCGCACCGUGGCCAUCAUCGCCGAGGGCGUGCCCGAGGCGCAGACGCGCGACAUCGCGGCCGCGGCCGAGGAGGCCGGCGUCGGCCUCGUCGGCCCCGCGACCGUCGGCGGCAUCAAGCCGGGCUGCUUCCGCAUCGGCAACACGGGCGGCAUGCUCGACAACAUCGUCAUGUCCAAGCUCUACCGGCCCGGCUCCGUCUGCUACGUGUCGAAGAGCGGCGGCAUGUCGAACGAGCUCAACAACAUCAUCGCGCGGUCGUCCGACGGCGUCUGCGAGGGCGUCGCCAUCGGCGGCGACCGCUACCCGGGGAGCCGCUUCAUCGACCACCUGCUGCGCUACAACGACAACCCGGACUGCCAGAUUUUAGUGCUCCUGGGCGAGGUCGGCGGCGUCGACGAGUACGACGUCUGCGCGGCGCUCGAGAGCGGCCGCAUCGACAAGCCCUUGGUGGCCUGGUGCAUCGGCACCUGCGCGUCGGCCUUCAGCUUCGAGGUCCAGUUCGGCCACGCGGGCGCCUGCGCGCGGGGUUUAGGCGAGGCCGCCGUCGACAAGAACGCGGCGCUCGCGAAGGCGGGCGCCGUCGUGCCGCGGUCGUUCGCGGAGUUCGGCGCGCGGCUGAGCGAGGUCUACGCGCUCCUCGUGGACCGGGGCACCAUCGUGCCCAGGCCCGAGCCCGAGGUGCCAAAGGUGCCCAUGGACUACACCUGGGCGAAGCGCCUGGGCAUGGUCCGGAAGCCCGCGAACUUCAUCUCGACGAUCAGCGACGACCGCGGCGAGGAGCUGACCUACGGCGGCAUGCGCAUCAGCGACGUCUUCAAGGAGGACCUGGGCGUCGGCGGCGUCCUGUCCCUGCUCUGGUUCAAGAAGCGGCUGCCGCCCUACGCGACCAAGUUCAUCGAGAUGAUCCUCAUGGUCACCGCGGACCACGGGCCCGCGGUGUCCGGCGCGCGCGGCGCGGCGCGGGAACAGAGUGAUUCAACGCACAACACGAUCGUGUCGACGCGCGCGGGCAAGGACCUCGUGUCGAGCCUCGUGUCGGGCCUGCUGACCAUCGGCCCGCGCUUCGGGGGCGCGCUGGACGGCGCGGCGACGAUGAUGACGGACGCGUGCGACCGGGGCAUGUCGGGCAAGCAGUUCGUCGACGACUGCAAGCGCGAGGGCAAGCUCAUCAUGGGCAUCGGCCACCGCAUCAAGAGCGUCGAGAACCCGGACAUGCGCGUGGAGAUCAUCAAGAAGUACGCCCAGGCCCACUUCCCGAAGACGCCGACGCUCGACUUCGCGCUCGAGGUCGAGGCCGUGACGACGGCGAAGCGGUCGACGCUCAUCCUCAACGUCGACGGCUGCAUCGCGGUCUGCUUCGUCGACCUCCUGCGCCACUGCGGCGCCAUGACCGUCGAGGAGGCCGACGAGCUCAUCGCCAACGGCUGCCUCAACGGCCUCUUCGUCCUCGGCCGGUCCCUCGGCUUCAUCGGCCACCACCUCGACCAGAAGCGCCUCAAGCAGCCCCUCUACCGCCACCCCUGGGACGACAUCUCCUACAUCGGCGGCGACAUGUAGGCGCCGCCGCCCCCCGCCGAUAAUCCAUCGCGCGC
Messenger RNA from Aureococcus anophagefferens, 3419 nucleotides. RefSeq lists its product as hypothetical. Gene Ontology annotation, biological process: acetyl-CoA biosynthetic process; fatty acid biosynthetic process; tricarboxylic acid cycle. Gene Ontology annotation, cellular component: cytosol. The record is from RefSeq and is a predicted model, not a curated record. NCBI's taxonomy places the organism in Eukaryota, Pelagophyceae, Pelagomonadales, Pelagomonadaceae. Gene Ontology annotation, molecular function: ATP citrate synthase activity. The coding region runs from base 1 to 3384 and encodes 1127 amino acids. The transcript has 3 exons.